AUUUUAACUAAUAUUUUCUAUGAAUAUAAAUAAUUUGAAAAUUACAAAUUUAAAUAAACUUAUAUUAAUAAUGUAGAUUCAUUGAUUUUUUUUGGUCGUAUAAGCUUCUGGCGAAUGCAAUUAGAAAUUUUAUGUACUUAUUUUAUUUGAUGUAAACAAGGUUCAACAAAAAUGGAAAAGAAAGAUGAUAUCGCGUGCAAAUUGAUAUGUAUGUCUUGUUUAUGUUUUGGUCGAUCUCUGCAAGCAGUGACCGAGGAGAAAUUAAGGAAAUAUUAUGUGGACAUAUUGAACGAAAUACCACUGUGCAACACACAAAUAUCAUACCCCAACUUGUGUGUAGACUGCAAAGCUUUGCUCAAAAAGGCUGUCUCAUUUAAAGAGCAGGUACAAGACUCAUUUAGGGUGCUACAAACAUACACAAAUGAGACUCUCAACGAGUGUCUACUGACGGAAGUGACGCGACAGCCACGACUCCGUGUCCACACCAUAGAUUCCAUUAACAUAUCACCUCUCGAUGAUGACAGUGUGGAACUCCAUGAUGUCCAGUUGGUGUGUGUUAAAAAUGAAGUCAAGAAUGAAUGGAAUGACAAAGAUUUAGAUGAGACAGUGCACUCCGAUUGUCCUCUAUCUGAACCAGAGGAUAUAAAAGAUAUUGAUGUAGAAUUAGAGAGUUUACUGCGAACAGUGAAGAAGGGCAAGAAAAGAAAGAGGAAAGAACAAGACAGCAAGGAGAGGAAAGGAAGGAAGAUUGUCAAAAGUUUACAAGUCAACAGUAAGGAUAUAAAUAAUUCAAAGAGACCAAACGACCAAAAGAUAAUAACCAUAGAGCUAAGUUAUGAAGAAAUGCUGCUAGAAAGAGACAGCGAGUCGAAAAGAGAGAGCUAUACACGUUCAGAAUACAAGUGCGAAUCUUGUCUGGUCGGAUUUAAUUACAGUAAAAGUUAUAAGAGACACGUAUCGAGUAAGCAUUCACCAGAACUGGGGGAUUAUAGUUGUCCCAUAUGCAAAACGAUUAUAGCGUCAGUUGAAUCAUUUACGGCCCACUAUAAACGACAUAUGCGAAGAUACGAGUGCAGUAUCUGCCAGAAACGAACCCAAGACAUGAAGGUGAUGCAGCAACAUUACUACAGCACCCACGACAUAUCACUGAAAAGGUACAAGUGUGACCUCUGCGGCAAACUGUCCAAUUCCAUAGACACACACCGGUACCACAAGGACACGCAUAAAGCACGCGUGCAGUGCUCAGAGUGCGACAAAACAUUCACCCACCGGGCUGGCCUCAUGAACCAUAGACUUGCAGUGCACGAGUUCAACAAUGCGUUCCCCUGCACUGUUUGUGAGAAGGUGUUCCGAUGGAAGACCAGCCUCAAGAGGCAUCUGGAGAAGCAUGCUCUGGAGGGUAAGUCUGCUACAGCGGCCGCAUUCUGUUCAACUUGCGGCGUUAGUUUCUCGUCUGUUUGUUCAUACCAGCGUCAUAUGAAGAACAGCCUCAAACAUGUCAGCCAUGAACAGCUCAGGUUUAUUUGUGACCAUUGUAACAGGCGGUUUGCGGAUAAAACGAAGCUCCGGGACCAUAUAGAAGAGAAGCAUUUGCACAAAACGUACCAGUGUCAUAUUUGUCUCAAGCCCUCUAAGAAUCGAAUGGGGCUGGAUCAACACAUUAGGAAUGUGCACCGAGGUAGACCGAACAACAAGAUAUGCCAUCACUGCGGCAAGGGGUUCCCGACGAAGGUGCAAUUGGAGUCGCACAUACGAACACACACCGGGGAGAGGCCGUUCAUAUGUGAAUACUGUCCGACCACGUUCUCGCAGCAAUCGAAUCUGUACAAGCAUAAUAGACAAGUACAUCUCAACAUAAAGACUAAAAGGUAUUCGGCGUGUAAGAAGAAACAAGAGGCAAGAAAUGAACCCCCGCCCGCUCAAACACAAGCCGACCCGUACAAGCCAGUCGCAGUGUUACACUACACGCUACCAGACAGAGGUUUCCUCAUAGGAUAGUUAGUUCUAAUUUUCAACCUUAUUUGGGAGAGAUUAAGGUAUACUUUUGUAUAAACUCAUCUGCGUAGGUAAAUUCUGCCUCCUU
Achroia grisella is the source of this 2083-nucleotide messenger RNA. Its product is annotated as zinc finger protein 16-like. The transcript is spliced from 14 exons. Gene Ontology annotation, molecular function: RNA polymerase II cis-regulatory region sequence-specific DNA binding; DNA-binding transcription factor activity. NCBI's taxonomy places the organism in Eukaryota, Metazoa, Arthropoda, Insecta, Lepidoptera, Pyralidae. The record is from RefSeq and is a predicted model, not a curated record. Bases 172 to 1998 code for a protein of 608 amino acids. Gene Ontology annotation, biological process: regulation of transcription by RNA polymerase II.